Molecule: messenger RNA, 4874 nt
Organism: Thunnus maccoyii (southern bluefin tuna)
Lineage: Eukaryota; Metazoa; Chordata; Actinopteri; Scombriformes; Scombridae
Gene: ugt8
Product: UDP glycosyltransferase 8
Exons: 6
Coding region: 194-1846 (550 amino acids)
Molecular function (GO): UDP-glycosyltransferase activity
Source: RefSeq, a predicted model, not a curated record
AGGAGGGAGUGUGAGUUUAAUGUUCCCUCUGGUCGUCUUCGAUGCCCGGGGAUCCACUUUACUUCACAGGCAUUUUUUUCUAAGCCCUUUUUUGUGUCUCAUCUCCCCGACACUUUAAAUUUCUCUUCAAGAAAAUUAGGACUACUGCAUUUUUACUCCUCACCUGUCCUGUGCAACAUCCAAGUCACAAGCCAUGCUCCUACCCUCGUCAAUACUCCUCCUCCUUGGCCUCCUCACCUGGAGUCCCAGUGCAUCAUGGGCUGCUAAAGUGAUUGUGGUCCCGCCCAUCAUGUUUGAAUCACACCUCUACAUCUUCAAGACAUUGGCCACGGCUUUGCACCAGGAGGGCCAUGAGACCCAUUUUCUAGUUUCAGAGGGUCGUGAAGUUCCCCCCUCGCCUCACUACCACUUACAGCGUUACCCAGGGAUCUUUAACAGCAGCACAGCUGACAAUUUCCUCCAGUCCAAAGUCAGCAACAUCUUCUCAGGCCGCCUGACAUUUCUGGAACUGUUUGACAUUCUUGACCACUACUCUCAGAACUGCGAUGCUGUAGUUGGCAGUGCUGAGGUCAUGACCCGCCUCAAGCAGGCCAAGUUUGACCUGCUGCUGGUGGACCCUAAUGAGAUGUGCGGUUUUGUUAUUGCUCAUAUCUUGGGUGUAAAAUAUGCAGUGUUCAGCACAGGCCUUUGGUACCCUGCAGAAGUGGGUGCCCCAGCCCCGCUUUCAUAUGUACCUGAAUUCAACUCGUUGCUGACGGACCGCAUGUCUCUGGUCCAGAGGAUCACCAACACAGCUGUUUAUCUGGUCCAGCGCUUUGGAGUCCGUUACAUAGCAUUACCCAAGUAUGACCGGAUUAUGAAGAAACAUGGAGUGAAGCCUCAGGUGGCCAUGGCUGACUUGGUGCAGGGCAGCCGACUGUGGAUGCUGUGCACUGACAUGGCUCUGGAGUUCCCCAGGCCCACCCUGCCGCAUGUGGUGUACAUAGGAGGCAUCCUCACCAAGCCUCCCAACCCACUGCCACAGGAUUUUGAGACAUGGGUGAAUGACACAGCGGAGCAUGGCUUUGUUGUUGUGUCAUUCGGAGCUGGGGUCAAGUACCUUUCCCAUGACAUCGCUCACAAACUGGCAGGAGCCCUCGCCAGGCUGCCCCAGCGUGUCGUCUGGAGAUUCUCAGGAGUCCCACCCAGUAACCUUGGCAACAACACCAAGCUUGUUGAUUGGAUGCCUCAGAAUGACUUAUUAGGCCAUGCCAACACAAGGGCUUUCCUGAGCCACGGUGGCCUGAACAGCAUCUAUGAGGCCAUGUAUCAUGGGGUGCCGGUGGUGGGUGUACCCUUGUUCGGAGACCACUACGACACCAUGACUCGUGUGGCAGCCAAAGGUAUGGGUGUCAUGCUACACUGGAAGACCAUGACUGAGGAAGACCUCUACACGGCCCUGUCCAGCGUCAUUACAGACACAAGGUACCGCCAGCAAGCACGCCUUCUCUCCACCAUUCACAAAGACCAGCCAGGCCACCCUGUGACCAGAGCCGUCUACUGGAUCAGCUACCUCCUCCGUCACAAUGGUGCCAACCACCUGCGCUCCGCCGUAUACGAGGUGUCCCCUUACCAGUAUUUCCUGCUGGAUGUGAUUUUCACCGUAGUGGCUGUCUUGGCUAUGACCGUCUUUGCCCUGCGCCGAUUGGGACGAUUGCUGAGGGCAAAGUUCGGGGACCAGAACAGAGGAAGUGGUGCCACCAGGGAUGAUGGCAACAUGGUCAAUGGACAUUGCCAUAGUGAAAGCAUGUCCAACGGUAAACACAAACGCAAUGGCUCCUUGAAAAACGAGAAGAAGAUGAAUUAAUGUUUGAAUGGCCAAGAGGGACGAGGAAGAAGUUGCCUCAAGGACUCAGCUCUAGGUUUGGUUUAGUGGUUUUAUAAAAGCUUGGAGGGGAAGCUGUUCUUAGGUCUGUGUCAAGAGGCAACUGCUACUCAGAGCGAGCAAGAGGCUGUAGGAGGAUACACAAUGCAUCGUGUGGGGACAGAACAAGGAAUUGGGUGCUCAAAAUCUGUGUGUGUGUGGGUGUAUGUGUAUGUGUGCACUGAGGCGAAUUUAACGAAGACUCUAACAACAGCAGCUACAGCAAUACAACACCAAAUUGGAAAGUCAUUGAGGAAGAAACACAGGAAAGACACAUUGGAGGACAUUUGCUUUAACAUGUGCAUCUUCUCUCCUGCGUGUUCUCUGUAGUCUUCUUGCCUUCCCGCCAGUGGAGGGAUGAUGAAGAGGGGAAAUCAUGAACGCCAACCCCUUAUCCUCGGUACAAAACAAAACAAAAUAAACGGAUAACUCUUGAAAUAUUUAGGAUUUAAAGUUUUUAACUGCAAAACUCUGCUUCACACGUGUCUAGUAAACUUUAAAAAGAGGACAAAUCUAUUUAUUACUGUACAAACACAUUUUAAUGAUGGACCUUAUUAACUUAUCUUAUUUUUAAUUUAUUUCAUGUAUUAGUGGUGUGAUAGCAUGAUGAUGGAUGUACACUCCCUCUAAGCUAAUAUCCGCACAACAUUGUGUCUUUCACAUUGAUGAAGCAAACAAAACAAAAACUGACAGCAGCAGUCAUUGUAAGAAUGCACAGGUCUGUGCUUCCUGCAUUAUCCACAGUAUUCAUGGUGGUCCUUUUUUUCCAAGCUAAUCAGUGUGUUGAAAAUAUUUUUCAACUUUUCUCCUUUUCACAUGGUAGUGCCAACCUGUGACCGCACUUUUCUGUGCAGCAUUCCCAUUGUCUCUUGACUGACAGUUUGUCCUGCUAGAGAAUAACUCAACUGAACUGUGUUUGGCUUAUCAGUGUGAAAAGGGUGAUUAUGUAAUUAUCAAAAGAUAAGGAUACUGUGGAGAGGCAGUGUCAGAUCAGAAAUGUGUUCAACAUCAUCCAGUCAGGUGAUCAGGGAUGAGUCGGAGCAUCAUUGAUUUAUGAUUACUUGCUUCGUCAGUCCCAUAUCUUGAUUCUGCAUCCCUCAUCUGCCUAUUAAUUAGCAAGGAUUCAACAGUUGAUUGCCAUUUUUAGUGCUUCACUUGACAUUGUAUAUCAUUCUUCUAUGAUUUAUUUGUUGGAUACUUUCUAACUUAUGUUACAAAUGCUAGUUUUAAAUGACACUGUUCAGAUAGGAGUCUAUUCAAUGCUUCUCUUCUGCAAGUUAAUGUCUGUUAAGUUAAGUUCUUGAGGUUCAUGUACAAACUAUGCAGACCUUUAUGAAAUUAUAUCAACCUACAGUGUGAAUGAUCCACACUGUAUGUGGCCUUUUAUAAUGCAAACAUGUGUGCAGAAUGCUUGAAUACCGAUGUGCAAGUGUGCUUGGUGUUGUUUAAAUGCUUGUGUGUUUUAGACUACUGUACAGCUUUAGACUGAGUGUAUGGAUGAAACAAGUCAGAUGAGGUAUAUUUUAGCCCAUUGCUAAAACAACUGUUGGCUCUUUUUUUUUUUUGCUGUUUUCUGAAGUCAUGUCAUCAUACUGAGUGUAUGCCCAUAGUUAUGCAAAGGAAUCUGUUCUUUCAAGACUGAAGUUGCCGUCAGUAGCUUUUACAUCAUCUUAUGUGUCAAUCCGCGCCACGUCAUUUUACUUUUUUUACUUGGCCAGCAUUAAGCCGUUAGGUCUGUUAAUUCUAAAUGAAGAUGAAGGAAGGGUGUAAGAAGAGGGAAAGACUGGCAUAGUUCCAACAACAAAGGUGAAUCCCACUACUUCUACAGUGAAUAAUAAUGUGUCGACACAACACUGAUCCCAGCAGCGAAAUUCUCUUUCCUUGAACCCCCGUCAGGGAGAUCAGAGUCCAGGGCAAGUUGGCGGAGUAUCUUUGGAGUUUGUGGGGAUUCAGUAUCCUGCCAAUGGACAUUUCAGAAGGGCAGGCGCUCAUCAACAUGGGACAUGAAAAUCUCAUGAGAGUAACAGUUGGAAGAUGUAUCAAAACACCAGGCCAGAUGUACUGUAUUUUUCUCCAAUGUUCUAGCAGCACAGUCAGAUAUCUACUUUUCUAAAGUUGCAAAUUGCAACUGCAUGUUGGCAUCCGAGCAAAGAGUUUGUUUACCAAGUUACUAAAGCCUCACUCAUGUAGCUAUGUAAAUUUAAAUGAAACUGAAGAAAUACUAUCACUUAACCAGUCAAAACUGUAGAGGACUUUAACAUCCAACCAACAUGCAUAAGUUCACAAAUCCUGUAUGAUAACUGAGAAAAGCUUCAUGAUCUUCCGUUCUCUGUGAGCUACAAUUAUACUUGCACAGCCCAGCCCAGCCCUGCUGAACACAGACUAUUAUACUUGAAUCAUCAUCUUUACCAUCAUCAUCAAUAACAACUUCAGCUGUUGGGUGUGUGGGACUGUCUGCAGGUGCUGCAUAAGCUAUGAACAGAGUCUGGAGAGAAAGAAAAAUUAUUUGUGAAGAUAUCUUUUUUUUGUUAUUAUAAUCAUUAUUAUUAUUAUUAUUUCAGUAUUAAUGUUGUUACAGCCCAUAUAGUAAAAUGCCCACCCAUGCCCCCCUUUUUAAUUCUCUCUUCUGUUUCUGUACUUACUCUGCAGUCUGUUCUUGUGGCAUUUGUAUUUCAUCAGCUUGGAGACUUUGUGCAUUUGCUGUUCCAUUUGUCCACCUUUCUGAUUUACUCUUAACUUUGUGGUGUAUUCUGCAGUCUUUGUAUUCUUGUCUCUUUGUUUCUUGUCUCUUCCUUCCUCCCCUUGCCCCCAAAAUAUAAGACCUCUCCAUUUACUUGCUUUUUUAAAAAUGUUAAUUUUACUUUGAUUUUAAAACUUUAAAAGUCCUCAAUUUUCCUGUCAUGUGUGUCCAUGUUGUAAAUAGAACAAUGUAAACAAAGUACUAAUGCUGAAUAAAAAUUACAUAUUUGUU